Messenger RNA from Annulohypoxylon truncatum, 949 nucleotides. RefSeq lists its product as uncharacterized. Bases 428 to 847 code for a protein of 139 amino acids. The record is from RefSeq and is a predicted model, not a curated record. Lineage: Eukaryota; Fungi; Ascomycota; Sordariomycetes; Xylariales; Hypoxylaceae. The transcript has 2 exons.
GAAAAAGCUGAGACAUAUCUUACAUGAGUCUAUGGUUUAUUCAAAAUUGCCUUUUUUCGUAGGAAUUUCGGUGAACAUGCAUAGAUGUGGAAUACUCAAGAGCGCCAUGUUUGACUUAAUAUGACUUGUCGUUGAGACCAGGGAGAAAAAACGCCUAGGGUAUAAGAUUGGGAUAUGAGGUAGAUGUGGCUUGCGGAAGUUUGUUUAUUGAGCUGAUAGAGCUUACAGUGGGUGGAGGUUAGGGAGCAGACUGUUUCUUAAAUGCUACCUAAUAGGUACCUAUGCACAGCAUUUACGGAUAUGGAUAAGGUCCGAAUAUGGCUUAGAAACUCGGAUCCCCUUUAGAUUUACUUCAUAUGCUUCACAUUGAAUACCUGCCUAAGUGCACAGUCAAUCCUUCCAUCCAUUCAUCACCAGUACCUAUACUAUGGCGAACAUCAACCUCCAAAUCAAGUCUUUGCCAUCUGGCGCCGUCGCCGAGUUCGAGAAAGUCUCAAAAUGGCUUCGGAGCAAUGCUGCCGAGUUUCAGAAUAUCAACGGCAUCAAGAUCUGCAAAAACACCAAAGGAUUGGCAGAUAUUACGAACCAUCUUCUGAAGCAAUUUGCUAGAGUAGUCGAGUCUACUUCAUCGCAGAAUCGCAUCACAGCUAUUCAUUUCGACCAUUCUGCCGCUGUCCCUGUGGAGGAAGGUUGGGUGGUUGAUCUCAUGCCCGUGGAUGUGGAUGAAGGACCUGUGACAGUGGGAAGCCAAAAGCUUAACCUGGGGCAGUAUGUCCACCUAAAUGAGGAGGCAGACGUCUCUGGAAAUUUCUUUGCUCUUCUAUUGUUAUCCCAACUUGAUGUAUGAAGGAUGUUGGUUAAGUCUUACCUGUGAGCGAGAUAAAAUGACGCUAUUAUAGUUAGGUACCUACCUAGGUAGUAAUAAUAGGCGAUGAUUUGCGAAAAAAGA